Hevea brasiliensis (rubber tree) is the source of this 1666-nucleotide messenger RNA. Its product is annotated as calreticulin-3. Gene Ontology annotation, molecular function: calcium ion binding. Gene Ontology annotation, cellular component: endoplasmic reticulum; endoplasmic reticulum membrane. Gene Ontology annotation, biological process: protein folding. The transcript is spliced from 14 exons. The coding region runs from base 109 to 1383 and encodes 424 amino acids. The record is from RefSeq and is a predicted model, not a curated record. Lineage: Eukaryota; Viridiplantae; Streptophyta; Magnoliopsida; Malpighiales; Euphorbiaceae.
AAAUUGUAAUUGAACCAGAAACCCAUGUCAAUCAUGUAUUAAGCUUUCUAUAACUAGUCAGCAUCUUAGCUUCUUUCUAGCAAUUGGAGCACCGCCGUUUUCUUCAUAAUGGCUCAACUUGGUUUAGAUAGGAUUUUUACUACACUUGAGCUUUCACUUUUGUUUCUUUUUGUCCAGUGUUCAGUUGCUGAGAUUAUUUUUGAGGAAAAAUUUGAUGAUGGGUGGCAAAGCCGUUGGGUUAAAUCUGACUGGAAGAAAAGUGAAGGAAAGGCUGGCUCGUUCAAACACACCGCUGGGAAGUGGUCUGGAGAUCCAGAUGAUAAAGGUAUUCAAACAAGUGGUGAUGCCAAACAUUAUGCAAUAUCUGCAAAGAUACCAGAGUUCAGUAACAAGAACAGAACAUUGGUUCUCCAAUAUUCAGUUAGGUUUGAGCAGGAAAUUGAGUGUGGUGGUGGUUACAUAAAGCUUCUCUCUGGGUUUGUAAAUCAAAAGAAAUUCGGUGGAGACACCCCAUACAGUUUAAUGUUUGGACCAGAUAUAUGUGGCACACAAACAAAGAAGCUGCACGUCAUACUCUCAUACCAGGGCCAAAAUUAUCCGUUAAAGAAGGAUUUAGAAUGUGAAACUGACAAAUUGACUCAUUUCUACGCAUUUAUUCUAAGGCCUGAUGCAAGUUAUAGCAUCCUUAUUGAUGGCCGGGAAAGGGAUUCUGGAAGCAUGUACACAGAUUGGGAUAUUCUUCCUCCACGAAAAAUUAAAGAUGUCAAUGCCAAAAAGCCUAAAGACUGGGAAUAUAGAGAGUAUAUUGAUGAUCCUAAUGCUGUAAAACCCGAGGGAUAUGAUAAAAUUCCAAAAGAAAUUCCUGACCCAAAUGCUAAAGAGCCUGAUGAUUGGGAUGAUGAAGUAAAUGGUAUAUGGAAGCCAGCAAUGAUACCAAAUCCAGCAUACAAAGGACCAUGGAAGCCCAAGAGAAUCAAGAACCCUAAUUAUAAGGGGAAAUGGAAGGUUCCUUAUAUUGAUAAUCCAGAGUUUGAAGAUGAUCCUGAUCUUUACGUUCUUAAGCCAAUAAAAUAUGUGGGGAUUGAAGUUUGGCAGGUUAAGGCCGGGUCAGUGUUUGACAAUGUUUUGAUAUGUGAUGAUCCAGAAUAUGCAAAAGAAGUGGUCCAGGAAGUAUUUGCCAAUAGGGAGAUAGAAAAGGAAGCUUUUGAGGAAGCAGAAAAAAUCCGAAAAGCUAGGGAGGAAGAGGAAGCUCAAAGAGCUAGAGAGGAAGGUGAAAGGAGGAGAAGAGAGAGAGGGUAUGAUCGUCGCCACCAAGACAGAUAUAGAGAUAAAUACAGAAGGCAUCCCCGUGAUUACAUGGAUGAUUAUCAUGAUGAGCUGUGAAUGGUUUUCAUCUUCCUUCUUCCUUCUUCAAGCUCCACAUGCUGCAGCCACUGCCUGGAAUCUGAAUUGAAACACAAAUACCUUGCAAUAAUGUUAUUUUGGCUUGAUUCUUGUAGAAUUUUCAGCUGCAAUUGUACUAGAAGAAAAAAAAAAUGAAUAUAUAUAUGUACUCUUUUAUGCAUCAACUUAGUAUGGAUUAAGAGAUGUUUGACCUAAUUUAUAAAACUUAGCUUAUAAGUACCAUGAACUUAUAAGUUAAUUUGAGUUUAUAAGUUAAAAUUAA